This is a messenger RNA of Staurois parvus, 469 nucleotides long. NCBI's taxonomy places the organism in Eukaryota, Metazoa, Chordata, Amphibia, Anura, Ranidae. The record is from the annotation of a GenBank genome assembly.
GCGGGCACCGAAUCACCAGGCACGACAGUGGGCUCUGACUCAAUUGGCACGACAGCGGGCACCGGGUCAUUAGGUACCGGAUUGUCUGGCUCGACAGCGGGCAUCGGGUCACCAGGUAUGACAGCGGGCACUGGGUCACCAGGCAUCAGGUCAUUUAGGCUCGCCAGCGGGCACCGCGUCAUCUGGCAAGGCAGUGGGCACCGAGUCACCAGGCCGACAGCGGGCUCUGAGUCAAUUGGCACGACAGCGGGCACCGGGUCAUCAGGUACCGGAUCAUCUGGCUCGACAGCGGGCAUCGGUCACCAGGCAUCAGGUCAUUUGGCUCGCCAGCGGGCACCGCGUCAGUUGGCAAGGCAGCUGGGCACCGAGUCACCAGGUACGACAGCGGGCUGAGUCAAUUGGCACGACAGCGGGCACCGGAUCAGGUACCGGAUCAUCUGGAUCAACAGCGGGCAUCGAGUCAACUGGC